AUACCUGUGUAUCCAAACAUUGCAUGUGAUGGUGAAAUCGUUGUCCAUGCUCCAAGGCUGUGCUACUCAUCAUAAACUGCAAUCUACUGUUAAAUUGCAGUAGGAAAAGUGUGUCAAGUGCCUCAUAAGAUCUUAGUCCAAAAAAAAAAAAACAAUGUUAGUGCCCUUGCCUUUUUCCUUUGCUGGUAUUUCAAUCCCCUCAAUGGUGAUCUGUUAGUUAGUUGGGUUACAUUUUGAACCAAGUAUACCUAUGAUAUAUAGUCCUCAAAUGCCUAAAGUUACUUAUCAGUCUUAUCAAUCUAUGCUAUCAUGGUAUAUGAAAUUCUGCCUGUAUAACCAAAACUGCAUUGCCCCAAAAUUAUUAAUCUAGAGGGACAUGUUUAGAAAUAACAUUGUGGACUACUGUAGUUUAUACAACUCCCGUGGUCUGACUAAGUGCCAGAUUUUAGAGCAAUUCAGCCACCCCUAUUCUGAAUUACACACUAUACCAGUACUUCCCUAGUUUGCAGAUAUCUGGUAAAUAUAUAUGAAUAAUAUAAAAAGCUUCUUUGUUAUUAGGUAUAAACUAAGUCUGACUACUUUCCUCCUUUUUUACCUCAUCAUUUCCCACUAUUAUUUAAAACUAGGGAUGAAUUAACUUUUUUCUGAAUUUAAAUACCAGUCACCUUGUAUAUGUAAUGGUAGUACAUAUUUUAAGAAAUCGUGUAUGAUUUAUUUCAAAAGUAUAGUGUCAUUUAUUAUGAGGUUUAAUUCCGGAUUUAGAUGUUUAGAUAAUGUUAUUGAAAGCAAGCAGUGUAAACAGCAACGGCUGUCUAUUUUUAUCAGAUUUGAGUCUGAUUUAUACAGUUUAGUGAACCUUAUCAGUGAGUUAUGAGUAUUUCUUUACAACCAUACCCAGGUGUGCACUCUUAUUGUACGGUGUAAGCUAUCAUUUGUGAGCCGGCCAGCUGAAGUAAACACAACUGCAAACACAUAGGGGGGGGGACACAAAGGAAAAAUACUGAAACGUGUAGCCUUUGGGUUAGCUGGUACAGACAAGUUUUAGUGGCUAAUGCCACAGUGGUGAUGCAGAUCAGUUUGCUCAUUCUAUAGAUAUGACUGCUGCGCUGCAUUCUGAAACUUUGACUUUGCAGGACUAGCAGGGCAUCCAAAGAUGGGCUUUAACCAGUCCUAUCAACCUGUUCAUAGAGACAAGCAGUCAUAUUUUGCCUUUUUCAAUGAAUUCAGGGAUCCCUAUAAGAUCUUUGCCACCUCUCUUGAGACACUGGUGCUUCUCAUCCUGUUUGUGGUUUCCUUCGUGGGGAAUGUCAGCGCCAUAGUUGUUGUCGCUAAGGACAAAAAGCCGGUGAAUAAGAACUUCUUUGUGCUGAACCUCUUCUUUGCUGACCUUUUGUUUGUCAGCACGAUUCCUCUUAUUAUCAGUAUCCGCUGGACAGAAGCAUGGGCUCUGGGUUCUUUUGCCUGCCACAUGCUGUUCUAUGUCAUGAGCAUGAGUGGCUGUGUAACAAUCAUCACUUUAGCCACCAUCAGCCUGGAGAGGAUGAUUGCGAUACUGAAGCUUCAAGUGGCACCCGUCUUUAAUGUAAAGCUGGUAUCUAGUGCUUUGGCAUCUAUUUGGAUUUUUUCAGCGUCUACUUCGUUACCACUGUGCUUAUUCUUCAAUGUGAUGACUAUCAUAACUGAUAGUAAGGAAGUGAAAAUAUGCACACUGAUGUGGCCGAGUGAGAUCGGAGAGAUUGUAUGGGACAUUGCGUUCACUGGACUGGAUUUUGUGAUCCCAGGGUUAAUUAUUGUGACCAGUUACACCAAAAUUUUACAGAUUACAAAAUCUUCAAGGCGGCGGCUGCAGAGUAGAAGAAGCAUCCCAAACACAGAGACCCAGCCAUGUCAGGUCUCCAGGCAGGACUUCAAACUGUUCCGCACUUUGUUCUUGUUAAUGAUUUCUUUCUUUGUAAUGUGGAGCCCAAUUUUUAUCACCGUCUUUCUGAUUCUAAUACGGAACUUUAAAAACGGUCUGGUCAUUUCAUCGUCACUCUUCUUUUGGGUAGUCACCUUCACAUUCGCCAACUCGGCUCUGAACCCGAUUUUAUACAGCAUCAGUCAUUUCAGACAUCAGUGGAGGCAUAAGCUUUGCUGCUUUUCACUGCUGGCCCCUUGCAAGAGCACAGACAUUGCAAUCCCACUACAGACAAUUCAAAACCCACAGGCACAGCUGUCCCUGAUUAGUGUUUGAUGGCUGCCUUAAAGAAAUAACUUGCAACAUGUCUGACUUCUUUCUUCACUGAUUUGUCAGGUUCUUAUUCAGUAGGUAAUAUACAGGUGCUGAAUCUAAUAAGGAGCGUGGAAAAACUGAUUUGACUUUGAUUUUGAAGAUAGAAAUGUGGUAUUUUCUACAAAUAAAGCAAUACCUCAUUAACACCAGAUGGCCCUAUGUGUUCAGUGAAUCUAGUGAAUUGACUGCAAAGAAUAACAACUUAAUGGGGUGAGUAUUGCUAAUAAGACAAUUGUAAUCUUGGUUAUGCUGGAUUUGCAACACUGUUACUUUAAAAAAAGAGCACAGGGAGUUGGGUUUAGAGUUAUACAUGAGGAAAUCUCAGUAUAAGAAGAAGACCACAAUACUUUGGAUUCAUGCACCUUCCCUAUUCCUUAUUAUCCACCGCUUGGGAUGAAAUACCUGCAAAGGGUAUGUAGUGAAAGUGGUCGUUCAUAUGUAUGUACUUGCUCAUUCUUAUUCUAUACUGUUCUAUACAUCCCGUUGAUAUAUGGUGUUGUCAUCAUCUUUUUCAUCAUGCUAAUAACUCUAAUUUUGAAUUUAGAGCUGUGGCAGGGGAUGCAUGUUACUGACAUAUUUGUUGUAUUAGCUCUACUGUAUAAUGUGUGUGUCUAUUCAUGUAGUGACCAGAAACACCAGGGCUUUACAGUAUUGCAGAGCCUAGCGCUGUAUCUGGUACCCAUAACCAAUCGCAACAGUAGCUUUGUUAAAUUCUUUGUUUUUAGUUUCAUUUGUACCUUUUGCUCAUUCAUAUGAUGUUAUAUGGUGUUGGUUCUGGAAAAUGGUAGCCUGUGUACUGUAAACCAGUUAUGAGCAUGGUAUGUGUUUGUGGCAACGGUGUGUUUAUCUGCAUUUCAAUAAAGGCCCUUUUGAACCUCCA
Messenger RNA from Acipenser ruthenus (sterlet), 3152 nucleotides. Its product is annotated as free fatty acid receptor 4-like. Gene Ontology annotation, molecular function: G protein-coupled receptor activity; peptide binding. Gene Ontology annotation, biological process: G protein-coupled receptor signaling pathway. Bases 1154 to 2233 code for a protein of 359 amino acids. The transcript is spliced from 3 exons. NCBI's taxonomy places the organism in Eukaryota, Metazoa, Chordata, Actinopteri, Acipenseriformes, Acipenseridae. The record is from RefSeq and is a predicted model, not a curated record. Gene Ontology annotation, cellular component: membrane.